This is a messenger RNA of Echinops telfairi (small Madagascar hedgehog), 2651 nucleotides long. RefSeq names its product elongin A (gene ELOA). The transcript has 10 exons. NCBI's taxonomy places the organism in Eukaryota, Metazoa, Chordata, Mammalia, Afrosoricida, Tenrecidae. Gene Ontology annotation, biological process: transcription elongation by RNA polymerase II. Bases 1 to 2307 code for a protein of 768 amino acids. Gene Ontology annotation, molecular function: protein binding. The record is from RefSeq and is a predicted model, not a curated record. Gene Ontology annotation, cellular component: elongin complex; nucleus.
AUGUUAUUCUGCUUCAAUGAGUGUGAUAAUUUUAGAGAAAUGUUUAAUGUCUUCUUCUGUUUGCAGCUAUUGAAAUAUUUGAAGAAACUCUCCACUUUGCCCAUUACAGUCGAUAUUCUUGCGGAGACUGGCGUUGGGAAAACAGUAAAUAGCUUGCGAAAACAUGAUCAUGUGGGAAGCUUCGCCCGAGACCUGGUGGCCCAGUGGAAGAAGCUGGUCCCCAUGGAACGGAGCACAGAGCCUGAAGAACAGGACUUUGAGAAGAGUAAUUCCCGGAAGCGGCCCCGGGAUGCCCUGCACAAGGAGGAGGUGGAGAUGGACUUCCAGGAGAACUGGAAAGCCUCUGGUAGCCGGUCCUUCAGCCCCGAGCACAGACAGAAAAAACACAAAAAACUCUCAGAGCUGGAGAGACCUCACAAAGUCGCUCCCAGCCACGAGCGGCAAGACGAGAGAAAGAGGUACCACCAAGCCUCACCAGCUUAUUCUUCAGACCACGACUCUUCCGAUUACGGCCACGUGCAGUCCCCUCCCACACCUGCCAGUCCUCACCAGAUGUGUGUGGACCCGUACAGAUCCCCGGAGGAGGACCCCGAGCCCACGGGGCCACACCAGAAGUCGGGGCCAGGCCACAGUCAUGCCUUUGAAGACAGACUGGGGGUCAGUCAAGAACGGUGCGUGGGUGAGCCCCUCAGUCAAGGGACGGUGAGCCAAAGCAAGGAGCACAAGUCCUCCCACAAGGAGAAGCGCCUGGUGGGUGCCAAGGGAGACGAGAAGGGCUCGGCGCUGCGCAGAGAGAAGUCGCACAAGGCUGCCUCCAAAGAGGAGAACAGGAGGCUGCUCCCGGGCGACGGCCCGCGGGAGAAACCACUGUCGAGUGGUGCCAGGAAAGAGAAGGACAGAGAGGGUGGCGGCACCAAGAAGAAGCCCUCCCCCCCCUUGGAGGUGGCUGCCGCCGACAACCACCUUAAAAAGCCAAAGCACAAAGACUCGGAGCGGAGCAAACCGGACAAAGCUAAGCCAAGCUUGGACAGCGUCGACAAAGUGAAAGAGAAGGCUUCUAACCAUCUUAAGGCUCGGGAAGGGAAGCCAAAGCCUGCUCCUCAGGACAGGAAGUCGGGGGGCGCCUUCCCCAGAGUGGAGGAGGCAGACCUGGAGGAUGAAUUUGAGCAGCCAACCAUGUCUUUUGAGUCCUACCUCAGCUAUGACCAGCCGCGCAAGAAGAGGAAGAAGGUUGUGAAGCCCUCGGCCCCCGCACGCGGAGGCAAGGUGCUGAAGAAGAGCGCCUCCAAGAGCGCCAGUAAGAGCGUGGGCUCGGCUCCGAAACCCUCCAAGGGCAAGGAGCACAGGUCUGAGAAGGCGCAGGCGCCCGCAGCCGACUCGGCCAAGGUCUUCAGCGAAGUAGUGCCAGUGUUGCCAGACCUGCCGCUGCCCAUGAUACAAGCCAAUUACCGCCCACUUCCUUCCCUUGAAUAUAUGUCCUCCCUGCAACCAAAGCGAAAAGUGCUCUCAUCGCCCCAGGAAGAGGAAGAAGCCGGAUUCACCGGGCGCAGGAUGAAUUCUAAGAUGCAGGUGUAUUCUGGCUCCAAAUGCGCCUACCUCCCCAAAAUGAUGACCUUGCAGCAGCAGUGCAUCCGUGUUCUGAAGAACAACAUUGACUCCAUCUUUGAGGUGGGCGGCGUCCCCUACUCUAUCCUGGAGCCUGUCCUGGAGCGGUGCACACCGGAUCAGUUGUACCGUAUCGAGGAGUGCAAUCACGUAUUAAUUGAAGAUACAGAUCAAUUAUGGAAAAUUCAUUGUCACCGAGACUUUAAGGAUGAAAGGCCGGAAGAGUAUGAGUCGUGGCGGGAGAUGUACCUGAGGCUUCAGGAUGCCCGAGAGCAGCGGCUCCGAUUACUGACGAAGAAUAUCCGCUCUGCGCAUGCCAAUAAGCCUAAAGGCCGGCAGGCAAAGAUGGCCUUCGUCAACUCGGUCGCCAAGCCACCUCGUGACGUGCGAAGGCGGCAGGAGAAGUUUGGGACUGGAGGAGCAGCUGUCCCCGAGAAAGUCAAGAUCAAGCCAGCCCCGGCCCUCACUGGAAGCAGCCUGGAUCGUUUCAAUAGCAGCAGCAGCAGCGGCGGCGGCGGCAACAGCUAUACCCCAUCCACCGAGGAGCCGGCCUGUGAUGGCCCUAGCACCAGUAGUGCCCACUUCGUGCCAGCGGUCAGCAGCUCUGUUUCCUACGAUCCCAGAAAACCACCUGUGAAGAAAAUUGCCCCGAUGAUGGCCAAGACGAUUAAAGCUUUCAAGAACAGAUUCUCCCGGCGAUAAACUGAAGACUUGUCCUGGGAGACGGGAUUUAGGAGGACGAGGGAGGAAGACAAAGGCUGCAGAAUCCAGAGAACAGAACUUCUUCUCAAAGAGACUGGAGUGUUCGUUCAUUCUCUGCAACCUGUCGGCCUCGGCUCCUGCAGCUUCCAGGUGUUCUGCCUGAGACUCUGCGUGGCCCGGCCACUGCCUCCCUGCCUGGGGACACUUCAGAAUUCUGAAGAUGAUGUGAAGCCUCAGGCACACUGAGGAUUUUAAGGUCAAUUAUACUUUUGUUGUUAACUAGCCUCUUUGUAAAGUAUAAGACAUAGUUUUAAUGAAUAAAUAUUGCUCCCAGAUUGUAUUUA